Messenger RNA from Mucor mucedo, 471 nucleotides. RefSeq lists its product as uncharacterized. The record is from RefSeq and is a predicted model, not a curated record. The transcript is spliced from 5 exons. The coding region runs from base 1 to 471 and encodes 156 amino acids. NCBI's taxonomy places the organism in Eukaryota, Fungi, Mucoromycota, Mucoromycetes, Mucorales, Mucoraceae.
AUGGGCGGACCUGCUUCCGAAGACGCUCUUAAAUUGUGUGAUUAUCAGCAAGCUUUAGCUAAUACAUGGUAUCAAAAAUUGUACCUACGCAAAGAUACACAGCAUCAUAGGUGGUUUAAACCAGUAUAUGUGUUUUACAGCUUACCUUCAGCUUCUGGUUUAGUAUUUCGGCAUAAGCUUAAGAUCAAACGAGCUCAAAGGCGAAUGAGUGAUGACAGAUGUCUAGAGAACAUCGAAAUUACAGAUCUUAUGUUGCCACUACGUGCACUUUGGCUGUCCCAAAAGACAGCGCUGUCUUUCAAAAUUUAUUUAUUGUUACUGAGGGUGACCAAGAGCAAUGUGAAAGAGUCAUUGGGACAACAAGUCGAAAGAAGUAUUUUUUAUGAAAGAAAGCACACUGUUUUUAAACGGCCAGCGUUUGAAAGUAUAGUUGUCAUACGAUUGGAUUGCAGAAUGGAAGCACCGUUGUGA